AUGGGAGACGGAGGGCCUCUACACACAGAGGGAAAUGCCCUCCUUAAAGCUGUAUUUCAGGGCAAACUGAGACUGGCUCGUCUGCUGCUGGAGGGUGGAGCCUACAUUAAUGAAGGCAAUGAACGUGGGGAGACACCCAUUGUUGCUGCCUGCCUGGCAGGUUAUGAGGAUUCACAAACACGUCAGAGAAUGGUGCGAUAUCUCCUGGAGAAAGGAGCCGAUCCCAACAUCCCUGACAAAUCUGGUCGGACUGCCCUAAUGCAUGCCUGUGCAGGACAGGCUGGGAAAGAGGUGGUGUCCUUGCUCUUGGAAAAUGGAGCAGAUCCCAGCCUUAAAGAUUACUCAGGGUCAUCUGCUUUGAUGCAUGCCAUCAAUAAAGGUGACCGUGAAACCCUGCAAAUUUUGCUGGAUGCUUGCAAAGCCAAAGGCAAAGAAGUCAUCAUUAUAACUACUGACACGUCUCCCUCAGGCACUAAGAAGACCAAGCAAUACCUAAACUCACCCCCAUCACCGGGUGUAGUAGAUAAGCUGUCUCCAGUGGCCUGCAUGUCUCCUUCUGAGGUAGAAAUCCGGACCUCCAGCUCCCCCGCAGGAGAGGAAGAGGAAGGAAUAUUCAGCUUUGCGCUAACUUCUGCUUUACCACUUCCCAGCAACCGCCCUCCGGGAGAGAAAAGACCUCCUCCACGUAAACUGCUCAAAAGGCUCAAUUCAGAGCCCUGGGGCCUAGUGGCACCAUCUGUGCUGAGUGGGGCAGCUCAAGAGAGGGUGGAGGGGAACCUGGAGGAGGAAGAGAAGGUGGUCACUGAGAUAAAUGGCUUGUCAAUAUCUGGACCAGGGAGACCCCUCUUGUCCCGUAGACACAGUAUUGAGACACACGACCCUUCCUCCCCAAAGCUGAUUGACCGGUCCUGCUCAGAAGACUGUGCAUCCCUUUGGGGUCCCUCGUGGGCAGACAAAGUUCAGCAGCAUCAGAUUCUUUACCGGAGAAACACUGCUCCAGAGUCCCAGGAGAACACUGGCCAGACCUCAAUGGCUGUCCGUAGCCUUGCUCAUCCCAAACUCACCCGCAUGGAACACUAUGAAUCAGAAACGCACCUUUGUCCUGAAUCUAUUCCUGGAUCUCCAGAUUCUGGACGUGUGUCAGUGGAGCGCCGCAAAUACAACGCUUCUCCGCUGUCCCUGCUCACCAGUUCUUCUCGGGAAUCCCUAGAGAGUAUCCCAAACUCUGUGUCCCCUAUUACAAUGCGGCGGCGUCCUCCAGGUCUGCUUGAACGUCGGGGCUCUGGCACCCUCCUGCUGGACCAUAUCUCUCACACUCGGCCAGGAUUCCUUCCCCCACUCAAUGUCAAUCCCCAGAGGCCCAUCCCUGACAUCAGAGCCAAUGGCAAGCCCACAUCACCUAUUCACUCCAGCAACAAAAUCUUACUGCCUGUAGCACCUUCCUCCCCGAAGCGUGGCCCUGACUUUAAAAUGAAGAAGAAGCUGAUGAGGAGACACUCCAUGCAGACAGAGCAGAUGAAACAACUAUCAACGUUCCAAGAGAUCUUGGCGGAAAAGGUAAUUGAAUUUAAUGGAGAUUGA
Messenger RNA from Chanos chanos (milkfish), 1581 nucleotides. RefSeq names its product ankyrin repeat domain 34A (gene ankrd34a). The coding region runs from base 1 to 1581 and encodes 526 amino acids. Gene Ontology annotation, molecular function: protein binding. The transcript has a single exon. Lineage: Eukaryota; Metazoa; Chordata; Actinopteri; Gonorynchiformes; Chanidae. The record is from RefSeq and is a predicted model, not a curated record.